This is a messenger RNA of Belonocnema kinseyi, 2438 nucleotides long. Its product is annotated as jerky protein homolog-like. The record is from RefSeq and is a predicted model, not a curated record. Lineage: Eukaryota; Metazoa; Arthropoda; Insecta; Hymenoptera; Cynipidae. Gene Ontology annotation, molecular function: DNA binding. Gene Ontology annotation, cellular component: nucleus. The coding region runs from base 156 to 2273 and encodes 705 amino acids. The transcript has 3 exons.
UAGUGAAGCGAUAAAAGCGGGCAGUACUAUCAGUGCGAGAGCACGGUCAGCUGGUCACUGGUCAGCUGUUAACAAUUAGCAUGCGGCAGUUGCAGUUCGCUUUCUGACAGUAGUUUGUUGAGGUGCUUCGCUUCGAGUGACUGACAAUUAUAAUUAUGUACAAAUAUGUCAUGCAAAAACAAAAGAGGAAGCGUUUAACGUUUAAACAAAAAUGUGAGAUAUUAGAAAAAGUGAAAGCAGGUACCUCAAGACAAUCCAUUUUGCAGGAAUAUGGUAUCUCGGAUACUACCUUAAGGAAAUUGUUAGCUGAAGGAGAUGAUUUGAACAGUAAGAGUAAAAAUUAUGAAUAUCUGAAUAAGAAAUCGUCAAAAACAAGUAGUGAUGUCCGUUUGGAUGCCGCUGUCUUCGAAUGGUUUAAGCAAGCCAGAGACAGAGGUGAUCCAAUCACCGGGCCGUUUAUCCAAGAAAAAGCUCGCAUUUUGAACGAGAAGUUCAAAAAGGAAGAGAAGUUUGAUCCGCAAAAGUUUAAAGCAAGCACGGGCUGGCUUCGAUGUUUCAAAAAGCGGUACGGCAUUCGCGGUAUUCGUUUAAAAGGAGAGACAUUAUCCAACGAUCCUUCAAGUGUUGAAGAAUUUGCGAAAAUUUUGAAAUCGAAAAUUGAAUCCGAAAAUUUAAAGCUAGACAACAUUUAUAAUGCAGACGAGUCAGGAAUUUUUUGGCGACUGUUGAUGGCGUGUACUUUUGCACUACAAUUAGAAGAAGAAGAGAAUUCGAAGAGAGAGCAAUGCAACGAACGUGUGACAGCUUUAUUUUGCGCCAAUUCCUCUGGAAGUCAUCGAAUUCCCCUGUUAAUGAUUGGGAAAUCUGAAAUUCCAGGAUGCCUCAAGAAUCUAAUAAACGAAACUUCAAAAGAACUACACUUUAAAAAUUUGGAAAGGCUCGGUGUCAUCUACACUCACGAAAACAGUGCAUGGAUGGACAAAUGCAUAUUCCUGCUAUGGUACAAGGAAGUGUUCAUUCCUCGAGUUUUAGAACACCAAAGAAAGAAUGGAAUUACGGGAAAGGUUGUUUUAAUUCUCGAUAAUGCCCCAUGCCAUCCGAGUUCGGAUGAACUAAACGCGAUAAACGAAAACUUUGAAGUCGUGUAUUUGCCUCCCAAUGUGACGGCCUUGAUUCAGCCCAUGGAUCAAGAAUUAAUCAUGAAGACGAAAAAACUCUUUAAGAAAGACUUGUUGAGGCGUAUUUUGCUCAGUGAGGAAGCAGAAGGACCUGAUCAGUUUUUAAAAGAAUUAGACCUUCCUGAUUGCUUCGAAAUGAUGAGCCUCGCGUGGAAUGCAGUGCAAUCGUCUUCUUUUCGAAAAGCAUGGAAACCGCUCUUAGGCAACUCAUUGCUUCUAAACAAGGUUCCAGCUUCCGGCAAUAUUCAGGAUUCUUCAUCCAACAAUGAUAAUUCCUCCAGCGUUCUGGAUCCUCUAUCCAACUUGGAUGCAGUUGACAACGCACCGGAAUCCACAACUGAUUCGAUCAGUUUUCCGGACGAAAAUUGCAAUUUAAUUUCUGAACUGCUGUCGGGACCAGAUUAUUCCGUAGAAAAAACAAGAGAAUUUCUCCUGAAUUGGUUUGAAAAUGAUCAGCUUGAUAGCGAUUGCGGCUGGAAGUUAUCAUCAGACAGUGAUCUUAUAAACUUUGUUACAAAUAUUAGACGCGAACCUCAAAUUGCAACUAAAACCAAAAACAGUGAAACUAUGUUUGGAAAUUCUGAUACUAUAAGUUUUGUUACAUGUGGUAGACUCGAGCCUGAAAUUGUCCCUAAAAUCGAAAACAGGGAAACUAUGAUUGGAAAUACUGAUUUUGUCAACUUUGUUACGUGUGGUAAACGGGAACCGGAAAUUACAGCUGAAAACGAAAACAGCGAAACUAUGUUUGGAAAACCUGAUAUUAUAAACUUUAUUACCUGUGAUAGACUCGAGCCGGAAAUUGUACCUAAAAUCGAAAACAGUGAAACAGUGAUUGAAAAUCCUGAACUUAUGGAAUUAACGCCGUCAGAGGGCAAGCCUGAAAUUAUCAAUCAAAUUGGAAACAGUGGAACUGUGGUUGAUAAUCCUCAAUCUAGGAAAAUAACGUCUUCGGAGGCUUUUGUCUGCCUCAUGAAAUUGAAAGAUUGGGUGAAAAGUGAAGCAGAAUGCUUACCGAAACUCCUUGAUUACAUUCGAGAAAUGGAGGAGGUGAUAACCGAACGUACAAAGCGCGAAAUUUCGCAAAAUAUAUUGUAGAUAAGAAAGUAACCCGUUACCUUCUCUGUACUUUUUUUUUUAUAAAAUAAUUUAUACCUCGUUUUAAGUUCCAAUAAGCUUUAGACAGUUAUUUAUUUAAAAGAGUUUUCAAACUCAAGUAUGUUUCCAUUUAUGCAAUUUAAUAAAAAAAAUUUAUAUUAAUAA